AUGGCCGUCAAAGACGCCAUUGUGACGGUACAAGAUGCCAUUUCCGAUUACCAGGACAAACAGUCGACGCACUAUGCCAACCAGAGUAUCGAGAUGACACGGCAGUCGUCAAGUCCCAUAAACAGAGCCGCUCCUCCUUACCAACCUCAAAGACAACUCUCUGAUAGUGAUCCGGAUGAUGAAGGAUUGACACAACUAGGUUUGAAAUGGAAGCGGAUCAGGAGGAACGUGCUCCUACGGUACAUCAUCUACAUCGUCCCCGUGGCCAUCCUUCUGGCCAUCCCGAUCGUUCUCUGCGCCACAGUAUACAAGGACAAGAAGAUCAAGUCCAGUUUCAAAACCUCGUCCACAGCCCAAAUUGCCACAUCAAAUGUCACCCAGACCGAUCCCGUGCACGGCAACAGCACCAGCGAUAUCACUACGCUAUACAACACGACCUAUGAAAAUGUCUACCAGGUCACCACCCACGAGGAGCACGGUGGGAUUCGUCUCUUGGGUCUCUUCAUCUGGAUCGAAGUCGUCUGGGUAUUCCUGUGGAUUGCCAAACUCUUGGCCCAGGCGGUGCCGAUCGUCUUCCAAACCGUUGGCGGAGCCAUCCACACGGGUAUCCGCAAGUACUGGCUCGUGCUCAAGGCGGUGGAAAUUCCAUUAUCGCUCUUCUUCUGGGCCAUCUUGUCGAUCUGUUCGUACUCGCUCAUCUACGUGUUUGACCAGGAGUUCCACAAGGAACACGCUGGGAACAUCACGUGGCUCAGCACGCUGCACAAGGUGCUCAAGGCGACCAUUGGUGUCUCGGCGCUCUACCUGGUGGAGAAGAUGCUCAUCCAGAUGGUCAGCGUCAACUACCACGGCAAGCAGUUCUACGACAACAUCAAGGAGCUCAAGACGCUCAGCCGCGCCAUCGAAACCAUGUACGAUGUCUCGCGUCAACGGUUUCACGACAACCACCCGUCCUUCAUGGAGGAAGACCUGGAUAUCCACGACACCAAGGGAUAUCGCAAGGACCGGCUAGGACGGUUGAAGAGCAAGGACCAGUCGACGGCCAUUUUCAUGACCAAUCUCGGGAAUGCCGCUGCCAAUGCCACUUCUGUGCUCGGAUACCUCGUCAGCGACAUCGCCGGCAGACAAGUCCUCAUGCCCACCGCAUCCGGCCCCGUUGUCGAGGCGGCGCUCGAACGGCCCGUCAGCGCCGAAGCCCUGGCCCGCCGGAUCUGGAACUCGUUCACCAACUUUGGAGAGAUCCAGUUGGACCAAGCCGCCAUCACCACCAUGAUGGGCGCCGGCCGCGAAGCUCAAGCCGCCUACAUCCACUCCAAGGUCGACGCGGACGAGAACGGCGACGUCACCAUGGAAGAGAUGGUGGAUCUGGUGAAAAAGGUCGCCAACGACAGGAAGACCAUCUGGGAAGGGGCCAACGACGUCAAGGACGCCAUCAAAGUGCUGGACCGCGUCCUUGCAGUCAUCGUCUUGAUCUUUGUGUUCCUCAUCUACGCCGCUUUCUUCUCCAAUUAUCUCGCCAACCACUACACCCAGAUCUGGUCGACCUUUACGGGGUGUUCGUUCCUGUUCUCCAGCACGGCAGGUGAACUGUUCGCGGCGUGUAUCACCGUCUUCAUCAAACACCCUUACGAUGUGGGCGACCGCAUCAACGUCAACGACGUCGACAUGGACGUCAUCAAGAUCUCGCUUCUCUACUCUGUUUUCAGAGAGGUGCAGUCCAAGCAGCAGAUCCAGAUCCCCAACAGCGUCAUCAACGGCGUGUGGAUCAAGAACCUCACCCGCUCGAAGGAGCUCCGGGAGCAAAUGACGUUGAAUGUGUCCGUGGGGACCUCGUUCGAGGACAUUGAGACCCUGCGCGGCGAGAUGCUCAAGUACGUGGCCGAGCACAAGCGGGACUUCAUGCCCGCGGUGGACAUCCAGUUGAUGUCCAUUGCGGACCUGUCCAAGCUCGAGCUGCGCGUCGAGUUCCAGCACAAGGGCAAUUACGCGAGUGACUUUGUCCGCGCCCAGCACCGCAGCAAGUUCGUGUGCGCGCUGCUGUCGGCCGUGCGGAAAGUGCCCAUCGACGGGCCCGGUGGCGGCGGCCCCGCCGCCGGAUCGAUGGAGUCGCCCAGCUACACGGUCGCCAUCACCGACGACGUGGCCAAGGCGGCCAAGGCCGUGUUUGACGACAACAAGGACAAGAAGCGCAUGAUCCCGAAGAACAGCCCCCAAGCCAGUGAGAUCGGCGUGGCCGUUGGAGGGCCUCAGGGCAGUACGGCUCUGCAAGUCCAGUCUGCCCUCAUUCGAAGUCGGACUGGCGGCGGGCCUCGGGGAUCUGAUGACUUUACCAAUGUCCCUUUGCGUCUAUAA
Fonsecaea multimorphosa CBS 102226 is the source of this 2352-nucleotide messenger RNA. RefSeq lists its product as uncharacterized. The transcript has a single exon. The coding region runs from base 1 to 2352 and encodes 783 amino acids. Gene Ontology annotation, molecular function: calcium channel activity; calcium ion binding. NCBI's taxonomy places the organism in Eukaryota, Fungi, Ascomycota, Eurotiomycetes, Chaetothyriales, Herpotrichiellaceae. The record is from RefSeq and is a predicted model, not a curated record. Gene Ontology annotation, cellular component: membrane. Gene Ontology annotation, biological process: calcium ion transmembrane transport; intracellular calcium ion homeostasis.